Messenger RNA from Lodderomyces elongisporus, 192 nucleotides. RefSeq lists its product as uncharacterized. Lineage: Eukaryota; Fungi; Ascomycota; Pichiomycetes; Serinales; Debaryomycetaceae. The record is from RefSeq and is a predicted model, not a curated record. Bases 1 to 192 code for a protein of 63 amino acids. The transcript has a single exon.
AUGAAAUAUUGCGCGAGGUUAGUUGCUAGUUUGAAAACUGAAGUGGAGGAAGGAGAGGGGGAAGCGUUAGAAGGAGAACAGCUCGUAGGACCGCAGUCGAUGUUGAACAGCAAGUUGAAUGAUACAAAUUAUUGUGGUGGUGGUGGUGGUGGUGGUGGUGGUUGUGAUAAUGGUGAUAUUUUGUGGAUGUAG